AUGGAAGCUUGGGUUUUGAUUUUUUUUAUCUCUUCCUUUUUCUCUAUACUCGUGAACCAUUCUUGUCAAGUGCCACCGGACCGAAGUAACGAAUCCUUAAGCCCCAUCAUCAUACUGCCAGCCCCGUCCGGGAUCUCAUACGAAUCGCUUCACUACCCAGUACCCGUGGAUCAGCAGUAUCAGGUAAUACCACUGGUGAUAAACACGGGGAAAAUACCCUUGGUAAAUCACGCGGUCCAAGCGCCGAUACAAUACUUCGCACCUCCCAAUAACGAUGACCGGCAGGCACCGAUUUACGACUCGGCACAAUACUCGACGGAUCGACACGAACGUCUGCAACUACGACGUAACCCGGACACAUCGAUAUUAUAUUCAAAUGACGAGCAAACCGAAAAUCGACCGACGUACGGCGGUUAUGGUAAUGAUAAUAAUCAUCCACCAACCGCAACUGCUACAGUUUACUCGGAAACGCGUGUCGAUGGUCCGCCGGCGUCGCUGCGGUACAGUUACGGAUACAAAAUAAUCGACAGCCGCGUUGGCGGUUCGAAUGGCCGACAUGUUGCACCGAAGAUGGUCGGCGGUGUCGGACCGACAAGUCGUAACAGUUUAUCGGGUCCAGAGGAUGGAGUUUUCGAGCGCACGAUCGGCCCGGGUGCCGGAUCACAAGCAGCGGCCAACGGACGAAAACCCAACGAAUCCGACGACCGGCGGGAUGACGGACAGGACAAUAUUCCCAGAGCUUUAAAACCGAUAGUUGUAAAGACAGAGUCGAAUAGUACAAAAACCGAAUUGAAAAAAUAUUACAAGAAGGUGACAAAUCCGGAGAAACCGGUCAAAGAGGCAAAAAAUAAUGAAAAAUUGACAACAAUAAAUCCCGCACAACGGUGA
Messenger RNA from Macrosiphum euphorbiae (potato aphid), 888 nucleotides. The record is from the annotation of a GenBank genome assembly. Lineage: Eukaryota; Metazoa; Arthropoda; Insecta; Hemiptera; Aphididae.